Molecule: messenger RNA, 1092 nt
Organism: Cuscuta epithymum
Lineage: Eukaryota; Viridiplantae; Streptophyta; Magnoliopsida; Solanales; Convolvulaceae
Source: the annotation of a GenBank genome assembly
CGUUUUUUAAUUUCUUCGCAAAUCAUUGUUUUAAGAAAACACCCCUUAGUUUGAGUGUUUGACCAAUUUUUUCUCCACUUAACACCAAGUUAGGAACCCUAGAAUAUAUAUACUGCUAUUUAAGCUCUUAGCCUGGUCUCCCGAUCAAUUGCCGCUAACAAAUAGAUACAAGAACUGUACGUUCAAAACAAAACAAAGAAGAUAUGAGAGCUGCGGGCUAGUUUUCUAAACAAAAAGUUACCCAUUUUAUCUUUUCUAUUUAAAAACCGCCCCAUAUCAUCUCCGGUGGAGACGGUGGAGUUCCCCCUUAACGUUGCUCUGCGUGAAUUGCAAAAGUCAUGUGAAAACGAAUCUCCGGCGAACCUGACGAUAUCGCCGUUCGGUAUCUCAGUAAUACUCCACAUGAUUGCCCACGGCGCAGCAGGGCCUACCUUAAUUAGAUCAACUCCUUCACUUUCUCAACGUAGAAAAGAUUGAAGAUUUGGAUUCAAAGGCCCCAAAGCUAAUGCAGAUAGCCAAAUCUUCCGGCAAUCAUGGAUCGAAUGACGGUCCAGUAAUCUGCAAUUUUAAUGCCGUUCUUGCGAAUAAAAAAUGUACUCUCAAGGAAAGUCACAAAGAAUUUCUGGAAAAUAUGUACCAUGCUAAAGUCAAGUACGUCGAUUUUUCUCGCGGGGCUGCAGGUGUAGAUGAGGUGAAUGAAUGGGUUAUUGAUGAGACCAAAGGGCUUAUAAAACCGCUUCUUCUUAGGAAUGCCUUUGACAAUAAAUAUUUAACCCUUAUCCAUGCGAAUGGGCUUUAUUUCAAAGCAACCUGGGAAAACGAGUUUGAGCCAUCAAAUACACGAACGGAGAAAUUCCACCUUCUUGGGGAAAAAGUGGAUUACCCACCUGUCGUCGAAGUACCAUUCAUGAUGAAAUAUGGAAGCACUUACGCACACGCUUCCUUUGACGACUACAAUGUUCUUAGGAUGCCCUAUAAAUCAGGGCAUGGAGAUAGGAAAUCAGGAAGACGUUUCUCCAUGACCAUCAUCCUCCCGAAUGAAAAGGGUGGGUUGCCAAAACUAGCCGACAAAAUGAGACAAAACCCUUGUUG